CAUACAAUAUCACACAGUCAAACCAAACAAUAAAAAUAUUAUUAAACAACAACAAACGAUACAUUCUAUCCAAACAUUAUAUUCAUUAAUAUAGUACAAUACAAUAUGAUAUUAUACAUUAUGAAACCAUAGGUAACGAAAUUAAAAUGACUCUGUACAAAAUUAAACCAAGAAAUUUUACAAAAAAAAAAAAAAAAAAAAAAAAAAAAAACAGAGAAAGUAUACAACAAAUUUCACGACAAAACGAGAAAUUAAACUAAAAACUUAAGAAAUAAAUUAUUUACCCUAUGAUCAGUGACGCCUGGGAAGGGCAGACUUAUGUGAAUCCAGGUCGAUCUUAUUAGCAGAGACAUUUCCACUUGUGUUGCAGCAAUAUUUAAUGGUCUCUGUUGAUAGUGAAGUUCGGUGGAUUGAUCUGAUCGGCAACCAAUUGAUUGAGGUAUGUUGAUUUUAUGUUAAAAUAGUCGAGACUUUGUACUACUUUAAGCAUAUUAAUUUUGAUAUAGUAGAGGUGAAAGCUGUUAAAAGAUGAAGGAGCGAAUGGGGAGAGGAAAAUUUCUGAUAAGAAGAAUUGACAAGUCGACAAGUAGGCAGGUGGCGCUUUCGAAGAGAAAAAAGCAGAUUACUGAAGAAAGCCCAAGAACUAGCAGUCCCCUGUGAUGCUGAAGUUGGAUUUAUCAUCUUUCUCUAGUACUAGCAGACUAUGAGUUUGCGAGUUCAAGGUAGCUUCCUAAACAAAAAGAAUAUGGCUUUUCUUCUCUAAUUUCAUAUUUAAAACUUGUGUGUUUAGUGGAUGGUGUAUAAGUAAUUUUAUGAGGUGCUAGCAGAUUAAUCAAUAUAACAUUGCUUGUCUGGAAAACCUUUGUUCUUUAAGAAUCUCAUUGUACUAGUAUAGUAUCUUAAUUAUGAUUCUUCCUCGUUUAGUUUCACGUAGUAUCAUAUAUGUGAAAUUAAGGAAUCAUUUUCUUCUGCAUAGUGAAAAUGUAGCGGAAUUCACAUGGCAGACCGUUCUCUAUAAUAAACAAUAAGGUCCUAUCUUAGUUCUUCUCCCUUCCUUUACCUCAUAUUCUUAAUUUAUGGACAAACACUACUUGACAUAAGCACAUGCUGCAUCAUAACCCUUGUCCCUGGUCUCCUCUUGAGUCCUUAGAAUCGCAGAAAAUGCAUUGCCUUUUUCUACUGUCCAUUAUUUUCCUACAUGUGAAUAUGGACAUAUAUAUCACUUAACAGUUAUUUUAGAAUGUGGUGAUUGGGGAAGAAGGAAAGGAUACUUCAGAUUCGAGAACAUGUGGUUUGAACAUAAAGACUUAAUUGACUUGAUCAAGAACUGGUGGGAUUCAUAUGCUGUUGUAGGGGAACCUUCUGUGAUCCUUGCAAAAAAACUGAUUUUGCUGAAAGAAGACCUAAAAAAGUUGAACAGGGAGGUGUAUGGAAAGUUGGAAGAAAGAAAAAAUAAAGCAUUGGCUAGAUUGGAGGAGCUAGGUCAUAACAGAAGGAAUUUCUCCUGAAAACCAAGCAGAAUUUGAGGCAGAAAGUGUCAAGAAGGAACCGGAAGAUGUGGCAAAGGCCGAAGAAAUCUCUUGGAUACAGCAAUCUAGAUGCUUGUGGACUGAACAAGGAGAAAAAAACACUAAAUUAUUUCAUAAACAGGCCAAUGCUCACAAAAGAUUUAAUAGCAUUGAUAAAUUAGUUAUUGGAGAAGAUUUAGUGGACGGCGAGUAGAUCAUUGAAGUCCAUAUCUUGGACUUAAAUAAAAAUCUGUUUAGUGAAUCUGAAUAUUGGAGGCCCAACUGGGAGGAUGAUAGUGUUAAGUGGCUGUGAAAUGAAGAAAAGGAAGGGAUAGAAAGGCCUUUCACUAUGGAGGAACUAGAAGAGGUUAUAAAAUCUUCCAAAGGUGAAAAGGCCCCUGGACCUGAUGGUUUCAACCUGUCUUUCUUUCAGAAAUGUUGGGUAUUGUUAAACUGGAUAUUUUGAGAGCAGUGGAUGCUUUCUACAAGAAGGGAUCUUUUGUCAAAAGCGUGAACUCCACAUUCAUUGCUCUAAUCCCUAAAAAGAAAGGAGCAGUGGAGGUUAAAGGCUUCAGACCUAUUAGCCUUCUGGGGAGUGUGUCCAAAAUCAUAUCCAAACUACUAGCAGAAAGACUUAAGAAAGUUAUCAGUAAUUUAUUUAAUUUUUUUGGUUAACAGUUAUCAGUAAUUUGAUUUCUCCUAAUCAGAGUGCUUUUUAUCAAAGGAAGGCAAAUUAUUGAGUGUCUCUUUUUAUAUUUAGUAAGUUGACAAUUUAAACAUGACAAGUUUAAAAACCACAAGAUUCAAAGAACGUUUUAAUACAUUAAACACAUCUUUAAUUUAGAAUCACAAGAUUUAAAAAUCUCUUUUUAUUUUUUAAACUUUGUAUCCAAUCAAACUAAGAUACUUGAAUUAGGACCGAGGGAGUAAUAACUAUUGAUCUUAAUAGUGAUGAUUACAGGGAACUUUCACACCAUGAAUCUCUUGAUGACGAGUGCAUAUGCCAUGGAAUUGAAUAUUCUUUACUUUUAGUUAGAGAAACGGAUGCUUGAUUAUUCAUGAAAGGUCAUUCAAUGUUAAAAAAUAAGGAACAAAUGUUUCAAUCAGAAAAUAUGUAGAAUAUGAAAUUGAUCAAAGAAAUUAAAGUUGUUGAGAUAUGUGACAGUGUCAAAUCGUCUAAUUUAUGUUAGAAUAUUCUUAAUUUCUUAGUUUUCACUAGGAUUUACAUUUUUGUUAUUUUAAUAUUCGGAUAUUAGAAAAGACAUUUGUAAGCUUAAUGAGGUUAUUCAUGGCGCGGGCAAAUUAUCUAGUUUUUUUUUUUUUUCAGUUACCUAGUUUUUAAUAAUCACGAUAACUUCUAAAAAAAAAAAUAGACAGGAAGGAGCAUUAGUCAAAAAUUUAUUUUGGGAAAGAGUUAUAGGAUAAGGAAAGGUGUCAGCCUGUCAGCAAAUUGGAUUCCUAGUACUCUAUGAAGUUUGGCUUCUGUCCUCAGAAUCCAACCAUAACAGGGAUCUCUCUCAAGUACAGUAUAUAUACGGUUGGCCAGGGCUUGUACCUCUCAACUUGAGAAGAUUCCCUUGAGACCAAGAUCAUAAAGCAAUUAAGCACAAGGAUGUCGAAUUGGUCGGAGCUUCAGUAUGAUCUGCUGGUUCUAAUAGGUACACAUAUAAAUCUGAUUGAGGACUAUCUAAAUUACGCGGCUGUCUGCAAAUCUUGGCGAUGUGCCGCCACCAAGGACAAUUUCAACAGCGACCUGCCUAGAAUUCCUUGGCUAAUGUUAGCAGAGGAAGAGGAUAACAAGGAUGAUGGCAAUUCAUGUCGAAAAUUCUUCAGCCUCUACAAUGGCAUGAUUUUGAAGAAGAGGAUUCCGAAAGCCAGCGGAAAAAGGUGUAUGGAGUCUAUGGGAUGGCUUAUCACAGUCGGACAAGAUGAGAGUGCCAGUCUGCUACAUCCCUUCUCCGGUGUUCAAAUCGAAUUGCCCCAUCCAAAUACCACCGAGGAUUAUGAACGCCACCGGAUAGGCGAACCAUGGAAUUUUUUUCACAAGGCCGUUUUAUCAGCCAGUCCUUCUCAUACAUCAGACUACGUUCUCAUGGUCAUUGAGGGAAAUAUGAAAUUCGUCAGUUUUUGGAGGCCAGGAGACUUGAGAUGGACCAGGAUUAACUACAGAAACUAUUAUCAUAUACAUCGUGAUAUAAUUUAUUGUACUGGAAAAUUUUAUGCAGUUGAUUGUAAUGGCGUCGUGCUAGUCUAUGAUGUUACCAAUUCUAGUCCCACUCAAAUAUUAGCAGAGUUACCAGAGCAUCACGGGGGAGACCAGUGCUAUAUCCUAGAAUCAAUGGGAUCAUUAUUUGUAGUUGUGCGAUACGGAGUAAAAUUUAGGCCCAUCAAAGGAGGCAGCGACAGGAUUCCGCUAACACCAAUGUUUGAUGAUGAAGAAACUUAUGGGACAACGAGUUUUGGAGUUUUCGAGGUCGAUUUAGCUGCUGAAAAAUUGAAUGAAACCAAGGAAUUAGGGGACAGAGCUCUUUUUUUGGGUGCUAAUACAUCUCUCUCAGUCCAAGCUUCUCAAUUUCCUGGAGUCAAGCCCAAUCAUAUUUAUUAUACGGAUGAUUAUUGGGAAUCAUAUCUCCACUAUGUAGAAGGUGGCGGCUUGGAUAUGGGUGUUUUUAACUUAGCAAAUGGCAGCUUCGAGCCUCACUACAACGGUGUUUCCCUCAGCCGUUUUUGUCCACCAAUUUGGGUCACUCCAACCCUGUAUUGAUCCGUACUGCUUUCAUUUUAUAUUAAGUAUUUGGAGAAUGUUUCUUAAUUUAUUUUACGCUUAACCCUUUUCCUUGUUGACCUCCAUAAGGUAUCUGUUUAGAUUUAUAAUAAGUAUGGGAUUGAAAUUGAGUUGAAUGCAUCUUAAUUAAUUUGAGCUCCGUGAGGCAUCUGUUUAGAUUUAUAGUAAGUACGGAAUUGAAAUUGAGUUGUAAUUGGUUAGCGAUAAGAAGAGAUGAAGGGUGAGAGGGUUGAAGCAGUUUUUGGCUGCCUCAUAAUAAACAUCGCACAAGGAUAUAUAUUUGCCAAGUCAUCUGGUGUUCAUGCUGUAUUGUCUAUCCUAAUCUAUGUAUGGCGCAAAGAUAUAUAUAUGCCAAGUCAUCUGGUGUUCAUGCUCUAACGUUGUUUCCUUCAGUCGUGUUUGUCCGCCAAUUUGGGUCACUCGAACCCUGGAUUGAUCCGUAUUGCUUUCAUUUUAUAUUAUGUAUUUGGAGAAUGUUUCAUUA
Molecule: messenger RNA, 4777 nt
Organism: Lycium barbarum (goji berry)
Lineage: Eukaryota; Viridiplantae; Streptophyta; Magnoliopsida; Solanales; Solanaceae
Product: F-box protein At2g26160-like
Exons: 2
Coding region: 3121-4272 (383 amino acids)
Source: RefSeq, a predicted model, not a curated record